Pseudopodoces humilis (Tibetan ground-tit) is the source of this 3600-nucleotide messenger RNA. Lineage: Eukaryota; Metazoa; Chordata; Aves; Passeriformes; Paridae. The record is from RefSeq and is a predicted model, not a curated record.
GCGCGGCCCGGCCCGCUCAAGAUGGCGGUGCGGAAGAAGGACGGCGGCCCCAACGUCAAGUACUACGAGGCCUCGGACACCGUCAGCCAGUUCGACAACGUGCGGCUCUGGCUCGGCAAGAACUACAAGAAGUACAUCCAGGCCGAGCCCCCCACCAACAAGUCGCUGUCGAGCCUGGUGGUGCAGCUGCUGCAGUUCCAGGAGGAGGUGUUCGGGAAGCACGUCAGCAACGCGCCCCUCACCAAGCUGCCGAUCAAAUGCUUCCUGGAUUUCAAGGCGGGGGGAGCCCUGUGCCACAUCCUGGCAGCCGCCUAUAAAUUCAAGAGCGACCAAGGAUGGCGGCGUUUCGAUUUCCAGAAUCCCUCGCGCAUGGACCGCAACGUGGAGAUGUUCAUGACCAUCGAGAAAUCCCUGGUGCAGAACAACUGCCUGGCUCGGCCCAACAUCUUCCUGCACCAGGAGAUCGAGCCCAAACUGCUGGGGAAGCUCAAGGACAUCGUCAAGAGGCACCAGGGCACCGUGACCGAGGACAAGAGCAACGCGUCCCACAUCGUCUGCCCCGUGCCCGGGAACCUGGAGGAAGAGGAGUGGGUCCGGCCCGUCAUGAAGCGUGACAAGCAGGUGCUGCUGCACUGGGGGUACUACCCCGACAGCUACGACACCUGGAUCCCGGCCAGCGAGAUCGAGGCGUCCGUGGAGGAUCCCCCGACACCGGAGAAGCCCCGGAAGGUCCACGCCAAGUGGAUCCUGGACACGGACACCUUCAACGAGUGGAUGAACGAGGAGGAUUACGAGGUGACGGACGAGAAGAGCCCCGUCACCCGCAGGAAGAAGAUCUCGGCCAAGACCCUGACGGACGAGGUGAACAGCCCCGACUCGGACCGGCGGGACAAGAAGGGGGGCAACUACAAGAAGAGGAAGCGCUCGCCCUCCCCCUCGCCCACCCCCGAGGCCAAGAAGAAGAAUGCGAAGAAGGGACCCUCCACCCCCUACAACAAAUCCAAGCGUGGGCACCGCGAGGAGGAGCAGGAGGACCUGACCAAGGACAUGGACGAGCCCUCGCCCGUCCCCAACGUGGAGGAGGUCACCCUGCCCAAAACGGUCAACACCAAGAAGGACUCGGAGUCGGCGCCCGUCAAGGGGGGCACCAUGACAGACCUGGAUGAGCAGGAAGACGAGAGCAUGGAGACAGCCGGCAAGGACGAGGAGGAGAACGGCACGGGCAGCAAAGGGGAGCAGGCCAAGAACCCCGACCUGCACGAGGACAACGUGACAGAGCAGACCCACCACAUCAUCAUCCCCAGCUACGCCGCCUGGUUCGACUACAACAGCGUCCACGCCAUCGAGCGCCGCGCCCUGCCCGAGUUCUUCAACGGCAAAAACAAAUCCAAGACCCCCGAGAUAUACCUGGCCUACCGUAACUUCAUGAUCGACACGUACCGGCUGAACCCGCAGGAGUACCUGACCUCCACGGCCUGCCGGCGCAACCUGGCCGGCGACGUCUGUGCCAUCAUGCGGGUCCACGCCUUCCUGGAGCAGUGGGGCCUCAUCAACUACCAGGUGGACGCCGAGAGCCGGCCCACCCCCAUGGGCCCCCCGCCCACCUCUCACUUCCACGUGCUGGCCGACACCCCCUCGGGGCUGGUGCCGCUGCAGCCCAAGACGCCCCAGGGCCGGCAGAGCGACGGCGACGCCAAGACGGGCCGCAAGAGCAAAGAGAUGGAGGAGCUGGUCAGCGAGACGGUGAAGGGGAAGCCGGAGCUGCAGCAGCCCACCUCGGCCUCGCAGCAGAUGCUCAACUUCCCGGAGAAGGGCAAGGAGAAGCCGGCGGACAUGCAGAACUUCGGGCUCCGCACCGACAUGUACACCAAGAAGAACGUCCCGUCCAAGAGCAAAGCUGCCGCCAGCGCCACGCGGGAGUGGACGGAGCAGGAGACGCUGCUGCUGCUGGAGGCCCUGGAGAUGUACAAGGACGACUGGAACAAGGUGUCGGAGCACGUGGGCAGCCGCACGCAGGACGAGUGCAUCCUGCACUUCCUGCGCCUGCCCAUCGAGGAUCCCUACCUGGAGGACUCGGAGGCCUCCCUGGGACCCCUGGCCUACCAGCCCAUCCCCUUCAGCCAGUCGGGCAACCCCGUCAUGAGCACCGUGGCCUUCCUGGCCUCCGUGGUGGAUCCGCGUGUGGCCUCGGCCGCUGCCAAAUCGGCUCUGGAGGAAUUCUCCAAGAUGAAGGAGGAGGUGCCCACGGCGCUGGUGGAGGCCCACGUGCGCAAGGUGGAGGAGGCGGCCAAGGUGACGGGCAAGGCCGACCCCGCCUUCGGGCUGGAGAGCAGCGGCAUCGCCGGCACCACCUCGGACGAGCCCGAGCGCAUCGAGGAGAGCGGGGCGGAGGAGGCGCGGGCAGAGGCGCAGCCGGCCGAGGAGAAGAAGGAGGCGAAGGAGCCCCGGGAUGGCACCGCCGAGGAGGAGGCCAAGGAGAAACCCGGGGAGACCCCCAAGAAGGAGGAGGAGAAGGGGAAGGAGGUGGAGGGAGAGAAGGAGCCCGACAAGGGUGACGGUGACAGCGCAGGUGAGCCCGAGAAGGACAAGGAGGUGAAAGAGGGGCCGGACGAGGUGCCCAAGGAGCCCCCGGAGCCCGAGGCCGAGCGCAAGGCCAAGGUGGAGCGGGACAUCGGCGAGGGGAACCUGUCCACGGCCGCCGCCGCCGCGCUGGCCGCCGCCGCCGUGAAGGCCAAGCACCUGGCGGCCGUGGAGGAGCGCAAGAUCAAGUCCCUGGUGGCGCUGCUGGUGGAGACGCAGAUGAAGAAGCUGGAGAUCAAACUGCGGCACUUCGAGGAGCUGGAGACCAUCAUGGACCGCGAGCGCGAGGCCCUGGAAUACCAGCGGCAGCAGCUGCUGGCCGACCGCCAGGCGUUCCACAUGGAGCAGCUCAAGUACGCGGAGAUGCGCGCCCGGCAGCAGCACUUCCAGCACCUGCAGCAGCAGCAGCAGCAGCAGCAGCCCCCGCUGCCCCCGGGGGCUCAGCCCCUGCCCGCCGCCGCCGCCCCCCUGGCCCCCGCCGCCCACCCGCUGGCCGCUCCGCCCGCCCCGGCCAUGGUGGCCCCGGCACCAUUCCCCGGGCAGCAGCCGCCGCCCUCGCAGAGCCUGGCGGGGACCCUCGGCGGUGGCAGCGGCGGCGGCAGCAGCAGCAGCAGCAGCAGCAGCGGCCACCCCGCCGUGCCCGGUAAUGCCACCGCGGCCCUGCCCUUCGGCUUGCCCGCGCCCCCCGUGGCCCCGAGCAUGGCUAACCCCCCGUGCGACCCCUUCCCCUCUAACCCGGCCCCCCUCCCGCUGCAUGGGGCCCUGGCCAGCAGCAUGCCGGGGGUGGGGGGGCUGCCCCCCAACUCCCACCCGGCCCCGCCGCCGCUGCCGGGGGGCUCGGCCGCCGCGCACAGCCCCGCCAUCGUGGCCGCCGUGCAGGGAAGCCUCCUUCCCAACCCCGGGCUCCUCGCAGGUGAGAAAUUUUGGGGGUAUCGGGAGCGCGAGGGGCGGGCGGGGGUCGUGCAUGGACGGUGGGGAAGGGGCGAUGCUCUCCUGUGCUCCCCCCACCCCCCGGUUUGA